This is a messenger RNA of Neogale vison (American mink), 414 nucleotides long. RefSeq names its product family with sequence similarity 25 member A (gene FAM25A). The transcript is spliced from 3 exons. Bases 89 to 358 code for a protein of 89 amino acids. The record is from RefSeq and is a predicted model, not a curated record. NCBI's taxonomy places the organism in Eukaryota, Metazoa, Chordata, Mammalia, Carnivora, Mustelidae.
CAGAGCCCAGGCAGGCAUCAGGGGCAUCUAUAAAAGAACGCAGGGCCAGGCCCUAGCAUCCUGCUUGCUUGCCACCUAUCAUCUCACGAUGCUGGGAGGUCUGGGGAAACUUGCUGCUGAGGGCCUGGCCCACCGCACUGAGAAAGCCACUGAGGAAGCUGUUCAUGCCGUGGAGGGGGUGGUCAAAGAGGUGGUGGAACAUGCCAAAGAAGCUGGAGAGAAAGCCAUUGCCGAUGCCUUAAAGAAGGCCCAAGAUACAGGGGACAAGGUGGUGAAGGAAGUCACUGAGACAGUGACCAACACAGUCACAAAUGCUGUUACCCAUGCAGCGGAAGGCCUGGGCAAACUGGGACAGUGAGCACAUCCACCUCCAGGGGACUCUUCCUGAAUCUCAAUAAAAAGCUGUGAAAUGUG